AUGUUUAAAAAAAUGAGUGAAGAAGAACCAGGAAAAGUUGAGCCAAAAAAGAUUAGUUUUUCACUCAAAAGUGAUUUGACUAUAAGAGCUCUUGCUUCACUCGGAAUAAAAGAAGAAGAACUUUCAAUGCCAAAUUUGUCUGAAUUAAAAGCUCAAUAUAAGACUACUGAACUUGCAAAUAAAGUAUAUCAAAGAAAAAUACAAAAUAGAAAUGAUUUGAUCGAUAAAAUUACAGAACAAAGAAAGAAUUUACAAUCAGAAGGAGAUGAAAAACCUUUAAAGGCAGAUGGCACUAUUUUAAAGGAAAAGCGUGCUUACGAAUUCACAACUACUUUAAUUGAACAGAAAAACGAGACAAAUAAUAAAACACUCAAAAGAUUAGCGAUAAAUCAGUUACGCCACAAUUAUAUCAAGCAAAAAACUGAAGACAAAAUAGAAAAAUGCAAUGAGGUAACUGCAACAUUCACAGAAAAGCGAGAUCAAACUCUUUCCAGAGCUUAUACAGCUGCUCAAACACGAACUUUCGCAACUGUCUCAAGAGAGCAAGAAAAUCCAAAACUAGGAGAAGAACUAGCCGAGGAUAUGCAGAAACAUCUUGAAAUGGCCGAAACAAAGCAAAAGGAAAUCAAAGAUCAGUACAAAAACAGUAGAAAUCAAAUGGAUCAAUCAAUUGAGAAAGGAAGAGAAAGAUCUACAAAUAUGCUCAACACCAAAAAGGAUAAAACUCAGAAGAAAAUUGAUAGUUACGAAAAAUUUGUUCAAAAUAAAUCAGAUCUCAUCGCUCAGCAAAAACAAAAGUUUGUUGAGAGAGGUCAGACUAUUUCUGAUAAAGGAGCUUCAAUGCGCGAUCAAAAUACUAAGCGCCUCGAAGAAUUAGCAAAUUCUAGGCGUGAAUACACAGAAAAACGCAUGGAACGCAGUCAAGCAGUUCUAGAAGCACAGAAUACAUUGAAGCAACAGAAAAUUGCUAAAGAAAAGGCUCGACUCGAAAAAAUGACAGAUGCAGCGAAUAAAAUCUUUGAAGGACGGGUUCAGAAGCGUGAGGACUUCCGCAGCGAGCUUGUAAGGAGAGAUGAGAAACUUACAGAGAGAAUCCAACAGUCAAAGAAUGAUAAAUUUAAUGAAACAUUUGAAAAGUCAUUACAAAGAGAUGAAAAGAUACAGCAAGCAAGAAGAAAUGCUGCUAGUCGACAAAACACUAUCCAACAAGGCUUGCUGAAGAGUAUUCUUAGAGAUUCUGGUGAAUUAUCUGCAAUUACUAAGCAAAGAGCUAAAUCAGAGCUCGAACUAAAGAAAGCAGAAAAGAACUUUGGUAAUAAACGCCGCGAACUUGAAUCUGCCCUACGUGAUGCAGAAGGAAAGCCCGAAGAAGAUCAAAUUAAGAUUUUAAUGAAAGUUCUUGCAAUAUCAAAGGAAGAAGCGCAAGAAAUAGUUACGACUGCAAAACAGCCAUAUUAA
Messenger RNA from Trichomonas vaginalis G3, 1458 nucleotides. RefSeq lists its product as uncharacterized. The record is from RefSeq and is a predicted model, not a curated record. NCBI's taxonomy places the organism in Eukaryota, Parabasalia, Trichomonadida, Trichomonadidae. The transcript has a single exon. The coding region runs from base 1 to 1458 and encodes 485 amino acids.